Colletotrichum karsti is the source of this 3684-nucleotide messenger RNA. RefSeq names its product sit4 phosphatase-associated protein. The transcript has 4 exons. Bases 1 to 3684 code for a protein of 1227 amino acids. Lineage: Eukaryota; Fungi; Ascomycota; Sordariomycetes; Glomerellales; Glomerellaceae. Gene Ontology annotation, cellular component: nucleus; cytosol. The record is from RefSeq and is a predicted model, not a curated record. Gene Ontology annotation, molecular function: protein phosphatase binding; protein phosphatase regulator activity.
AUGUUCUGGCGAUUUGGCGGUUACGCCAACAUAUCCACCAUCGACACCAUCCUCGAGAAACCAGAUUUCACCGUCGAAGACUUGCUCGACGAAAGCGACCUGAUCCAAGAGCUCAAACAACACAACACAAAACUCAUCGAGUACCUUCGGGAGGAUAAGGUUCUCAAGACGCUGCUCGAAUAUGUCGUCGCCCCGAAAUUAGAGCCCGUCGCGACCCCCGAGGUCGAAGAGACCACCACUACCACUGACGAGACCAAGGGAAAGGCUCGGCUGCUACCCUUCUCGAGACCCCGCGCAUCCUCGCGAGCCACCGAACCCGAAAAUGAAGAGGAGGAACAAGAAAAGAAGCGCAACCGGUACGCCUACGUCGCCGCCGAGGUGCUGUCAUCCGAUACUUGGUCCAUUUACGAGGCGCUCAUGGAGAACCUUCCCUUGAUCCGCGAGUUCUGGCAAUUUCUCAAGCGCCCUACGCCGUUGGACCCUCUCCAGGCGAGCUACUUCACAAAGGUCAACGAGGCGCUGUUCGACAAGAAGACGGAAGAAAUGAUCAUCCUACUCAAGUCCCUCCCGGACGCCGUGCCAGAUCUACUGCGCCACGUGGAGUGCCCUAUGAUCAUGGACCUCCUUCUGAAGAUCAUCGCUCUGGACCGCACCGAAGGCGGUCACGGCGUCGUCGAGUGGCUGUACUCUCAAGAUGUCGUUCCCACCCUUCUCACCUGCCUAAGCCCUGACCACAGCUGGGUUGUCCAAACCGCCGCCGGCGACUUCAUUAAGGCCAUCAUUACGAUUUCAGCCAACGCGUCACAGAAUGAGCAGCAGUGCAUCGGUCCGAACGAGCUCACGCGCCAGUUGGUCUCGCAGCCGUGUGUCGAGCAGCUGAUCAAGUACAUGCUGGGAGGCGGGAAUCCGCUCACGGUUGGUGUCGGCAUCGUCAUUGAGGUCAUUAGGAAAAACAAUUCGGAUUACGACCCUGACGUAGGCUCGGAGGUGACCUCGGCCCCUUCAAGCAGAGAUCCCAUCUAUCUUGGGACACUACUACGUCUUUUCGCGCAGCACGUGCCUGACUUUGUCAACCUGAUCAUGCACGUACCUGCGCCCAAAGAGCGUCUGGGGUCGACAUUUGGCGAGAAGAUCGAGCCUUUGGGAUUUGAUCGCUUCAAGACUUGCGAGUUAAUGGCCGAACUAUUGCACUGCAGUAACAUGGGCUUGCUCAACGAGGUUGGCUCAGAGGAUGUUAUCGCGACACGCGACGCCGAGCGCCAACGCCUUAGGACGGAGGGAAAGCUAUCUCCUAACCGUGGCGAGGAAGCCCCAUCCACCGACGACCUGACCAUGCGUAUUGGACACUCAUCCCCCGAAGAGGGACGCCGGCUGGAAGUUACCAACAUCUCCGACGAUGAUGGUUUCGAGGAAGUGGAGCCGAGCCGCGAGAUGAACGAGGAUACUUCGCACGAGUUUGUCAAGGCCGAAGAAGAGAUUCCUGCUGCCGCGCCGGCAUCGUCGUUUUUGGACCGAGAUGAGGACGACUUUGUGGACGAACCCCUGAGCUCCCCCAGGCUCAACGUUGCGGACGACAAGAUCAAAGAGCAGCGAUUUGACGAUCCCGACCUGGUCGUUGCGCCACUCUCACCGAGCAAGAACAAACCCGCCCGUGUCGAGGAGACUCCUGUCGCAGCCAAGGCGGAGCCUGAGAAGCCAGCAGACGGCGAAGCCAAGACCGACACACAGGACGUUGAGGAGAAGACAGCACAAAUCACGGAGGAUUCCAAGGCAGACACCAAGGAAAACGAGGCAGAAGACUCCCCCGCCACAAAGGUUGGAGAACUGUCCUUGGAUGAGAAGCCUGACCAAAGCAGUCUCUCCGAGGAUUCCAGCCAGAAGGGUGACGAGUCGGAUUCCUCUGUGGUCUACACCCCGAGCGCUACCGAAUCAGACGCCAAGACGGAGCCUGCGGAUGCAGCUUCAGCAGCUCCGGAUGCCUCCAAAUUCUCCCCGCGUCCGGAGGACAUGCCGGCGCCUCUCUUCGCCAAGUCUGCUCCCGCUAAGAGCGAGGUUAAGGAGCUUGAGUCAGAUGGCGCGCCAGCCCCGGAAGUCCCCGUGGCUCCUUCAGCCCCAGAGGCACCUGAGGCGCCAGCACCUCCCGGAGCGGAGUCCGGUAGAGACCAGCCACCCCCGGUCCCAGAACGACCCGAUCCCAGCACCGUGAAGCCGGUAGUCGGCGAUUACCUCAAGCAGCAGUUUGUAGAAUACCGCGUUGUUCCCACGAUUCUGUCCUUUUUCUUCGCCUACCCGUGGAACAACUUUCUCCAUAAUGUGGUAUAUGAUAUCGUUCAGCAGGUCUUCAAUGGCCCAAUGGACAGGGGCUUCAACCCGACUUUGGCUGUAUCACUAUUCGAGGCCGCAGACAUCACGACGGCCAUUAUCAACGGUCAGCUCGCUAGCGACGAGUCACAGGCCAAGAUCAAGACUCGCAUGGGUUACAUGGGCCACCUAACUCUGAUCGCUGAAGAGGUGGUCAAGUUUACGGAACGACACCCACCCGAGCUGCUGUCGGAGACGGUCCUUGAGCGUGUUAUGGACCCGCGAUGGAUCAACUACGUGGAAGGAGCACUUGCGGAGACCCGCGAGCGUGAUAACGCCAUUCUCGGAGGAGUUCGCCCCGAGGUCGCCCUUGGGAACCGUGCCGGCAUGUCCGGCAACGGCCUUGCGGCCGUCGGCCUGUCUGGUCUUGGAUCAUCCUUUUCCAACUCGGGAGGAAACACCGGAUCGAGUGCCCUCGCCGAGGCCGGCCUAAACGGCAACAUGGAUCUCCAGGAGAACAGCGGCAACGGCAUCGGCCCCUUUGCCAUCAGCUCCGGUACUCUCAUGUCUGGUUUCGGCAGUUCUAGUGACGAAGAGGACGAAGGCGAAGAAGAGAACGAAGAGGAUGUCAACAAUGAGUUCCGGGCCUACACCGAUCCACUGAACAACUCGUCAUCGUCUCUUAACCCACCAUCCAUUCCACCACCUCCGCCUCCUCCGCCGCCGCUGAAUAUUCCUCCUUCCAGGGCUCGUCUCCAGCUGGCCGCUCGUCUCGCCAUGCACCAGAAGAACAAUGCCGCCGCGGCGGCGUCGCGCGGGGAAAAUGGCGAGGACGGCAACGACGGCAAGACGGAGGAGGGCGAGCAGCUCAAAGACCCCUUCGCGGACGAUGAAGAAGAUGAAGAUGCCGACAGCGACGAUGGCGGCGACGAACACCACGGCUCGGGCGCGGCGGCGGCGGUGACGGGGGCUUGGGGCGCGUCCGGCAGGGGAUCGUGGUGGCGUGGAAUGUCACGGCCGGGCGGCAGUCAACGAUUUGACGGACAGGACGACUCUGACGAAGAAGACGACGACGAUGACGAUGAGGAAUUUGGAGACUUUGCCAUGCCUGAAGUCGAGCCGGCGCCCGGAUCCGACGACCCCGACAACGUCAUCUUGAAACCACUUGCCGUGCAUCCACCUCAAGGCUCCGGCGGCAAGGCGUUCAGCGGUCUGUGGCCUUUUGGGAACAAGGAUGAGAAGGGAGACAAGGAGGGCGAGGAGACAAUUACGGGGGACGACGAGAAGCCCGUCCAGGCGGCUGUGGAGGCGGCUCGGAGGACGAGCAUCGAAGACCCCGACGAUGACGAGGAGGUUGUCGUCCAGAAGCCGUCAAGCCUCUAA